AAAUUGGCAUUUAAUUCGAUAAUUAAUCCGAAGUUAACAGAAACAGAAAGAGGAUUUCUGAUCCAUAAGUUCUUCGAGAAAUGUUUGAAUGCUACGAAAGUCAUGCAUCUUGCAUCGAUGUUAAUGCUCUACACAAUUAACGAAGCAUUUGAUGAUGGCAAUUUGGACUUCUUCGUGAAUCAAAACGGAGCAAAUUUGAUUACAGACUGUUUCAACUGUGUCACAUCGAACAACAUCAACGAUCCACUCACAGCCCAAAUGCCAGACGAAUUUCUCGCGAUGGUGACCCAAGGUAGCCCCAACUUUGAAUGGCCACGCCGCCAUCAAAUGACUCGCCAAGUUUAUGCUCUCAAGGACCAGUAUGUGGCCAAUGUGAAGACAAAUUUGGAGACGCACUGUUGGGUGAGAUUGACCCACUUUCUACGUGUAAAGUGCCAUGAAUUCAAUCACAAAGGAAGCCCACUUGGCGUUAUUUAUGAUGCAUCAUACUUGCCUUUCGAUGACAUUGACAUUCGAAAUACGAUGAAAAAUUUGAUGUACAAUGAAGAUUGGACUUAUGAUGAUGAUGAAAGUCGAAAGUCGAAGAUGGAAAUACUGUUUAAGGAAGUGUCUCAGCUUUGUGGCCCAUCAUUCGUAAAAUACUUCACAAUGUACGAAUACAUUCAAAAGGACUGGUUCGAGUCUUUGUGGAUGUGGAUAGGCAUGCAACGAAUUGUCGAGAAAUUUUUGAUCGAUACGGCUCACCUUCGUGAACAGUGGAAAGCAUACGAUCGUGAUCCAGUGAACAAUCGAGAGCCGUCGGUACCGAAGAUACCAAAAGUGAAGAAUUUCGCCGCUAUUCCACUCUGUGAUACAAAACUGAAGCACAUACCAUUCGACCAUAAUGACUUGAUUGAUAUCAUUGGCCAGUUGAGAAAUGAACGGGGAUGGGAUAUCCGUGCUGAUUAUCGUACAUACUACAAGCAAGGCGAGAACAAAGACGAGGCAUGGGGAAUUGUGUUCGAUAUGGACAAAAUCAGACAGCUCAGAACCGGUUCGAAAGAGUUUUACCACAAAAUUCAAACCAACAGUAGUGCCGUGUCGGUGUUGUUUAGCAGACCCAAACGCAAAGGAGCCGGCGUGACUCUGUCUGAAAUCAAAGCAAAGUACGAAAAGCCAGUCAGCAAAGGCGGUUACAAGUAUGAGUCAGGAAUUGAUCCCGGCCAGAAAACAAAAAUGGCCUGCGUGCGUCGGACUCUCGCUACUGGAAUUGAAACCAACAUCAAAUUAUCGAGUAUUCAAUAUCACUGGGGUGCGCGACAAGGAAUGCGCGACAAACAGGCCACGAAAAUGACCAAAAAGUACGUGCACAAAGAACAGCGCGACUUGAAAAGCUAUCCGAUCACAUCCGUAUCGCCGCGAGGAUCACAAUGGAAAUCAUUCAUUAAGCACAAAAUCAAAAUGCUGACAAAUUCAUUGGCUACAUACGCCAGAAGAAAGUACGCACAGCUAUCGUUGCACAAGUACAUCGAGUCUAAUCGCGAAAUGGAUUUGAUGGCUAAACACAUAACAAACAAUGAGACAGGAGUUGUAUUCCUUGGUGAUGCGGCGUUCCCAUCAAAUUCGAAAAUCGGUGUGAAAAGAACAAAACGAUCACCAGAUCAGCGAAAGUUCAUAGUUAGCCUAAAAAAGAACGGCAAAACGGAUGUUGUGCUUACACCAGAGCCGUAUACAUCACAAACCUGUGCCAAUUGCUUGCGGCGAUUUCCGAGAAGCACAAAAAGUGACCGAUUCAAAGUGUGCAAAGAUUGAGCGUGAAAGCCACAAUCCAGAGCAAUUGGAUACCGAAGAGGCAGUGAGACAGUACAAUCGACGCAUACGACGGCGUGAACUACGUCAACGACGUCGAGUUGCAGGCCAUCGCAGCCGUAAAGUAUCCAAACAGCCGGAAGCGGAAUCCGAUUUGCCAGGUUUUGUGAAAAUUGGUGACACAAGUAUUUGCAAGAUUCGUGUCAAAAAUCGUAAGGCCAAACCACAAUUAUGGCAGCGAAUACAUUACGAUGCAACUGAUAAAGGAAUUGGGUUAUUGGGGUCAAAGAAAAUAGCCUUCCAGAAAAACUGGCACUCAAGCCCAAUGAAUGAUCAGAACGCUUUUACUGCUACUUGGCAUCGUGACAUCUGUGCGGCGAAGUGCAUCUUGUACAGAGGCCGUUGUAUGGUUUUCGACUUGAAUGUGCACGAAUCAUUUGUGUUACCACCAGAAAGGAUAUGGCCAAAAUGUCGAGAUGACCAAUCGAGUCGGCCAAUCAAAUGCUGUCGAUGAAAAGUAGAGCGUAGAUCAAGAGAAUAAAAUAAAACAUUAACGAUUAGUUAUUAUCAAAGCUUGAUUUUUGUGGCUUUGUACAUUAAAAUGUGUGUGCAAAUACACGAUGUAAUACGGCUUAAGCCCGUAGGUAAGUUGUUGUAAGAUUUUCUCAGUCAGUUGGUCAAUUUCAAUAUCCACACCAAUAUUUACCAAAGUCAUAAAUGGACCUAGUUCAAGUGAAGCGUACAGUUGGAUGAUACUCGAGGUGGGUCCAUUUAUGACCUUGUUUCACACGUGAUUUGUUAUUUUGUUAUCAAUUGAUUCAUAAUCGUUUUUAUAUCCUUCUAAUUGAUUUGUUUUUACCGUUUUUUUCUACUUCCAUUGUGACGUUAAAAAUGACUGAAACUACACACAAAUGCG
Sitodiplosis mosellana (orange wheat blossom midge) is the source of this 2704-nucleotide messenger RNA. RefSeq lists its product as uncharacterized. The record is from RefSeq and is a predicted model, not a curated record. Lineage: Eukaryota; Metazoa; Arthropoda; Insecta; Diptera; Cecidomyiidae. Bases 103 to 1791 code for a protein of 562 amino acids. The transcript has 3 exons.